GCGGCCUCUUGCCUAAUCACAAUUCUUAAGAGAGAUUUGCUGCCUCGAAGCCACCAGGGAGUUUCGACUCCAAUCCUGAGCAGCACCUUUAGCAUAGACGAAAACUCCGGGGGCAACAGAAAGUGUGUUCUGAUUUCUUUCCCUCUGGUCGAUUCUCCAUGACAAGAAACCGGAAAAUAUCAACCCGCACGACAUAACAGAGAAUAAAUAGAGGUCAUAUCUUCGGGCCAGACAAAGCAUCUUGGUAUCGAACCACCAGAUCCUGCCGUUACCGAAAGAGAGAGAAGGUAAAAAAAGGAAGGGAACAAAAUGGUUUCCACGUUCCUAACCCCGACCCGGCUCGCCAAAGAACAUGACCUGGCCUCGCUGCACCUGCGCCGCGACCAGGCGCUGCCCGUCGUGCUCGCGACGCAGGUGACCCGGGACGUGGACGACGGGUACGCCGAGGGCGUGGUGACCAACACGCGGUUCGGCUCAUUCCCGCACUCGACCAUCAUCGGCGUGCCCUGGGGCAGUCAGAUUCGGGCCAGCAAAGUCGACACGGGGUCGCGGGGGCGGACCAAGCAGAAGCAGAAGCAGAAGCAGAAGCAGAAGGGCAAAGAUGCCGGGAGUGGCGGCGGCGGCGGGGGAAAGAAGCGGAAGGCCGACGAGGCGCUCCUGGGAGAAGAUGACGACGGGCGAAGAAAAGCAGCAGGGGAGGGAGAGGGGGGAGGCGAGCGCGUCGAGACUCCGCAGGACGGGGACGGAGCCGCAGCAGGAUCGGGAGUGGGAGCAGUCAAGGAGGCCGUCGCGGCGGAAUCGGGCUUCGUCCAUGUCCUCCCGCCCACGCCGGAGAACUGGACCACGAGUCUCCCACACCGGACCCAGGUCGUCUACACGCCGGACUACAGCUACAUAUUGCACCGCAUUCGAGCGAGGCCUGGCAGCAGGCUGAUUGAGGCGGGCAGUGGGAGCGGGAGUUUCACGCAUGCGGCCGCGAGAGGUGUCUUCAACGGGUACCCCGAGGGAGAGCGGGAUUCUCGUAAAAAUGCCGACGAGGAGAAGGGCAGAGACAGCCACCUCCAUGAAGCAGUCCAAGGGGAGAAGGAGGGGAAUGCAGCGGCCACGGGAGACGGCAUGAGUGAGGAAGAUGGAAAGAGCCAUGGGAUUGGACGAGUCUUCAGCUAUGAAUUCCACCGUGAGAGGCACGACAAGGUCAAGGCGGAAAUGUUUCAGCACGGACUAGACACCAUCGUGCACGCCAUGCAUCGAGACGUCUACAAGGAUGGCUUUCUGGUCUAUGAUUCUGAUGACACUCCCUCCAAAGACAAGACCUCUCCCUGCGCGAGUGCCAUCUUCUUGGACCUGCCUUGUCCAUGGGAAGCUCUCCCGCAUUUGACGCGCGAGUCGUCGCAUCCAGGCACACCAAGCGUUCUCGACCCUCACUCGCCUGUCCAUAUAUGCACGUUUAGCCCUUGUAUCGAGCAGGCGCAAAAAACAAUCUCCGCACUUCGGAGGUAUGACUGGAUAGAGAUUGAGAUGGUGGAAGUGCAGCACAAGCGCAUUGACGUUCGACGAGAAUACACUGGACUGCAGUACAAUGGCAUGCGUGGAACCAAUGCAUUUGCAGCGGAUGUUGAAGAGGCGGUUUCAAGACUGAGAGAGGUAGAACAACGGUUGAAGGAUUUCCACGCGGGAAAAAACUUGGAUGAAAACAAGGGGAGCGCAAAAGUCAAUGAUCAGCAACAGCAAAGCGAGGCAGGAAAACUACCAUUCAACGAAGGCAGGCUCGUGCACAGGACAGAGGCCGAAGUGAAAACGCACACUUCGUAUCUCGUCUUUGCAGUGCUCCCCAGAGCGUGGACCGAAGAAGACGAGGCGUUGGCGCAGGAGAAGUGGUCGAAACAUGUCAAGAUCAUAUCGCAAGCGCCCAAGAGCCAGCGCCAGUUGAAGAAGGAAGCGAAACUGAGAGCAAAAGGCCAGAACCAGAACGCUGUUAAAGACAAAGCGGCGGAUAUAAAUGAAGGUCCGAAGGAGGCUGCAUAAAGCAAAUGGUCUAGUUGAUUGGCGAG
This is a messenger RNA of Cladophialophora immunda, 2051 nucleotides long. RefSeq lists its product as uncharacterized. Lineage: Eukaryota; Fungi; Ascomycota; Eurotiomycetes; Chaetothyriales; Herpotrichiellaceae. Gene Ontology annotation, cellular component: tRNA (m1A) methyltransferase complex; nucleus. Gene Ontology annotation, biological process: tRNA methylation. The transcript has a single exon. The record is from RefSeq and is a predicted model, not a curated record. The coding region runs from base 310 to 2025 and encodes 571 amino acids.